AGACUGCUUCCUAGAACUUCAGACCCAAAUGCCAGCUGUCAAGUGGACAUCUCACAGGGUGCUUGUUCAGAACAUCCCCGGUCCUCGUACUUGAAGUAUUUCCUACCCCAACUUAAGUUUGCAGGGCCUGUGCUACAAACCUGAGAGAGUAGAGAGAAGGUCACAUGAGACAUAUAGGAAGAAAGUGGUCAUCUACAAGCCAGGAAGAAAGCUCUCACCAGAAACCAAAGUUGCUAGCACCUUGAUCAUGGACUUCUAGCCUCCAGAACUCUUCCAUCUCCGCCGGAGAUCCCAACAAGAAAACAUGCCUCCCAAAAAGCCUGAGCCUAAGAAGGAAGCGGCCAAGGCUGCCCCAGCCCCUGCCCUGGCCUCAGCUCCUGAGCCCCCCAAGGAACCUGCCUUUGACCCCAAGAGCAUAAAGAUAGACUUCACUGCCGACCAGAUCGAAGAGUUCAAAGAGGCUUUCUCAUUGUUUGACCGGACACCGACUGGAGAGAUGAAGAUCACCUAUGGGCAGUGUGGGGACGUGCUGCGGGCACUGGGCCAGAACCCCACCAACGCCGAGGUGCUGCGCGUCCUGGGCAAACCCAAGCCUGAAGAGAUGAAUGCGAAGAUGCUGGACUUCGAGACGUUCCUGCCCAUCCUGCAGCACAUCUCCCGCAACAAGGAGCAGGGCACCUAUGAGGACUUUGUGGAAGGGCUGCGUGUUUUCGACAAGGAGAGUAAUGGCACAGUCAUGGGUGCUGAGCUUCGCCAUGUCCUCGCCACCCUGGGAGAGAAGAUGACUGAGGCCGAGGUGGAGCAGCUUUUGGCUGGGCAAGAGGAUGCCAACGGGUGCAUCAAUUACGAAGCCUUUGUCAAACACAUCAUGUCUGGGUGAAGCAGACCCCUCAGGGUGCCUGGCCCUGGGCCAUAAGCUUUCUGGGGCGAGUUAAGCCAGAGGCCCAGAGUGACUGAGCUGGAGCUGGGGAGCUGGGGUCCUGGACCUGCCACUGCAUCACAGCCCUGAGGACACCCCGGGCCAGUAGCCCGCCCUGUAAAUUAAACGGUUCUGGCAAGCCUGGGCCAGAUUCUCUGAUUCCGUGUGUGUGUGUGUGUGUGUGU
Messenger RNA from Mirounga angustirostris (Northern elephant seal), 1104 nucleotides. RefSeq names its product myosin light chain 4 (gene MYL4). Gene Ontology annotation, molecular function: calcium ion binding; actin monomer binding. The record is from RefSeq and is a predicted model, not a curated record. Gene Ontology annotation, biological process: cardiac muscle contraction. Bases 305 to 880 code for a protein of 191 amino acids. The transcript is spliced from 9 exons. Lineage: Eukaryota; Metazoa; Chordata; Mammalia; Carnivora; Phocidae. Gene Ontology annotation, cellular component: myosin II complex; A band.